Molecule: messenger RNA, 2513 nt
Organism: Nothobranchius furzeri (turquoise killifish)
Lineage: Eukaryota; Metazoa; Chordata; Actinopteri; Cyprinodontiformes; Nothobranchiidae
Source: RefSeq, a predicted model, not a curated record
UCUUUUCUUGCUGCAGCACAGAGAGAGGGAAUCUGUGUGGAAUAUUCUGUAUCCUUAUUGAGGAUUGACUCACAUAGCAAGAUCCAGAGAGUUGCUGAUGUUAUUCGCAGGUUUGAAUCAACCUAAUGAUCUUCAUUUUUUUAUGAUUUUUUUUGUGUGUAAAUUGCAAAACAAAUUUUUGAGAUUUGAAACACUCUUUUGAUUUUCAUGUUCUUUCAAUGUUACUCCACUUUUUACUGUGUCUCCAGAUCAACAGCGAUAGUUAUUGUUGCAUUUAUAGACUCUACAGAUAUGACUGUUCUGUUAAAAGAGCUGGCUCUGGACCCCCCGCCACCUCGCCAGUGGAUAGGAAGUGAGUCCUGGAUAUCUGACCCUUACUUGAUGGGCUUCAGUUUUUGUGCAGGAGCCAUCGGAGUUGCCAUUCAGAAAUCUGUCAUCCCAGGUUUUAGAGAUUUCCUACUGGACCUAUCCUUCUCCGAAGUAGCAUCCUCCGAUGUACUUACUGAACUAUGGGAGGACGCAUUCAACUGCACACUGACAAAAAGUAGGAGGAUCUGAUGCAUGUUUGCAUUGUUUGUAAGGUUGUUGCCUUCGCUAUAACAUGAUCCAUUUGCUCUUGAAAUAAAUAAAACAUAAAAACAUUAAAAAAUGCUCGAUACUCAUUUUGAUAACUCAGCUUGGGUUUCCACACAGUGUUGUGACACAGAUGAAAAAAAUAAUUGCACAUUUUGUUAAAAUGGUAUGAAGCUCCAGCAAUUUGUAAUUAACACUAACAUCCCCAUGUGUCUGCUUUAAGGUCCAGAAUCAAAUAAGAGAGUGUGUGAUGGAACUGAAAACAUAAAAACUCUGAAAAAUCCGUACACUGAAACAUCUCAACUAAGAGGUACGAACAUGAUAUACAAAGCUGUUUAUGCAAUAGCUCAUGCUAUUCACAAUGCAGUCUGCAAAGAAACAAACUUCACCACAAAGUGUGACAAAAACUUCCCUCUAGAGCCAAAACAGGUAAUUCCAAUUAGAAAAUAAACCUUAAGGUACUCAAAGUCUUUUUGAAUGUGAACAUUUUCCUGCCUUUUUUUCAGGUUUUAUCCAAGUUAAAGACAGUCAACUUUACCCGGAAUGGUUAUCCUGUGUCAUUUGAUGCUAACGGGGAUUCUGUAGCUUUUUAUGAGCUGGUCAACUGGCAGAAGAGUGAGAGUGGAGCUAUUGAACCGGUUACAGUAGGGUACUAUGAUGCAUCACUGCCUAAAGGACAGGAGUUUCAUAUCAACAGGAACAUAACCUGGAUUAAGGAUGGGACACAAGUAAAAAGUUACAAUCAUGAAAUUUUGCAUGUGUAACGUGUAGCAUAUGCUAUGAAAAAAUAAAAUGAUUCAUUUGGUUACUUUUUGUGUCUCUUUGAUAGGUCCCAGUAUCAGUGUGUUCUGAGAGUUGUCCUCCAGGAACUCAUAAAGUCCUGCAGAAAGGAAAACCCAUCUGCUGCUAUGAUUGUAUACCAUGUCCUGAAGGAGAGAUUAGUAACACAACAGGUACAUUUACAUUUUCAAUGCAGUUUUAUAUUUUUUUUCGCUACUAAUGAGUUGCUUUGAUAAAUCUUGCAGAUUCUCCAGACUGUUUCCCGUGUCCCAGUGAAUUGUGGCCUAAUGCACAAAGAGACGCUUGUUUCCACAAACCUGUGGAGUUUCUUUCCUAUGAUGAAGUCCUGGCAAUCAUCCUGGCUGCAUUCUCUGUUAGUGGGGCCUGUCUGGCCAUCAUAACAGCAGCUAUUUUCUUUCAUCACAGAACAACUCCAAUUGUCAGAGCAAACAACUCUGAGCUGAGCUUCCUGCUGCUCUUCUCUCUGACUCUGUGUUUCUUAUGUUCAUUAACUUUCAUCGGAGCUCCCUCUGAUUGGUCCUGCAUGCUGCGACACACAGCGUUUGGCAUCAUCUUUGUUCUCUGUAUCUCCUGUGUUCUUGGCAAAACUGUAGUGGUUUUAAUGGCCUUUAAAGCUACACUUCCAGGUAGUAAUGUCAUGAAAUGGUUUGGGCCUCCACAACAAAGAAUGACUGUGGUCUGUUUUACAAUUGUUCAAGUACUGAUAUGUACAAUUUGGUUGUUACUCAGCCCUCCAUACCCAAUGAAGAAUCUGAGCACAUACAAGGAGAAGAUCAUCCUGGAAUGUGCAUUAGGUUCUGCUGUUGGGUUCUGGGCUGUGCUCGGGUACAUUGGCCUGCUGGCUGUUUUCUGCUUUGUGUUAGCUGUUCUAGCUCGGAAACUACCUGAUAAUUUUAAUGAAGCCAAGCUGAUAACCUUCAGCAUGCUGAUAUUCUGUGCAGUGUGGCUCACCUUCAUCCCAGCAUAUGUCAGCUCUCCUGGAAAAUUUACUGUAGCUGUGGAGAUAUUUGCUAUUCUGGCCUCCAGUUUUGGACUGAUUCUGUGUAUAUUUGCUCCAAAGUGUUUCAUCAUCUUGUUUCAACCAGAAAGGAAUUCCAAGAAAAUUUUAAUGAAGAAAAAUUGAAUGGAUAAUAUCUUAA